CUCGAUACUCUACAAUACAAAAUUCGCAUCCCCCCAAUGUUCUGAGAACUUAUCCAUCUGUCCUAUCACCGGAGAAUGUGUAUCUCAAGGCCAAGUCCUACUCAACCAAUAGGCCCACGCGUGCACCCGUUUUGCGGGGUAAGCUCCAGGCUUCCCCGCGUGAGGUCAUCGCUGUGUCUGCUAAGGAGCUUGGACGCAUGCCAUAUGAGGAGAGAUGCCUUAUAAGAUUCACCGUCCGCGAGGAUGUCAACUUGACAAGACUUUUGUUGAGGAUUGCUCUGAAUUUUAUCCUCCUGCAGCUCCGAUCUUAUAAUACUCCUUUUACACGAGCUUUACAGAGGUAGUAGUGAACUGAUUACUAGCUGCGGAGCAAUUCACCAGCAACACAAGCAAUCAGACAACAUUGAGCCAAGUCCUCAUCUAACAGCACAGCAAUCAUGGGUAAUUCCUCCUGGAACGACCUCCCCUCCGCCCUAGGCGACAGUUUCUCCAAAUUCACCUCCCUCCUCUCCUCCGACCCCCAACUCAAAGCCUUCGUCACCACCGACACCAUCAACAAGCCCGUGACCUUUGCCUACAAGUCUUCCGGCUCCGACAACAGCCUGCUCAUAACCGUCACCAACGGGUCUGCAAAGGCGAGCACGGGCUCAGCCAAAGAUGCCUUGUUCACUCUCUCGGCGCCGCCAGAGCACUGGGAGAAAUACUUCCAAAAGGUACCCGUCGCCCCGUAUCAGAGCUACUGGGGCAUGGUAGGUUUGAAUCUGAAGAAGGAGGGUGCGGAGAUUCAGGGCGACCAGACGGCUAUGGCGCAGUGGUCGCACGUCUGGCGGAGGGUGUUGGAGCUGGCGCACGAUGCGCACUGCGGGCCGAUGGAGGAAGCCGAGGACGAACCGGAGCAGAAGGAGGAUCAUAUUACCGGGAGGUAUGUCUAUCUGGAGACGUCAGUCUGGGGACGCGUCAAGGUCUUCUACGAAUGGGCUGGAAAUGGGAAACAGCAGAUUGUCUUCCUGCACAAUGGUGGCGCCGACUCUAGGCAAUUCCACGGCCUCAUGUCCGGCGACCGCCAACUCCGCCAAAAGCUCACCAUGUACGCCUUUGACAUGCCCGGCCAUGGCCGUAGCUUUCCCCCACAGAAAGUGCCCGCCGGCGCCUACACCAACACCGAGGACGGCUAUGUGCAAAUCAUCGGCGCCUUUGUGAAGGCCCUAGGUCUCCGCAGGCCAAUCAUCUGCGGAGCGGGUAUGGCGGGACAAGCAUGUUUGGCGGUGGCCAUCCGGAAUCGCGAGGUCCAGUCUGGAGGUGUGAUUCCGCUUCAAGGCUCUGGAUAUAUCAGCAUGGAGAGGCCGUCGUAUGAGCGCUCGCCGUACGUCAAUCAGGCACUGUUUAACCCAGAGUGGAUGUACAGUAUGAUAUCUCCGACCACCCCCUACGCCAACAAGCAACUCCUCUGGCACCUCUACAGCGGCCAAGCCUACGGUAUCCUGCACGGCGACCUCGCCUUCUCCAACGCCACCUUCGACGCGCGCCCCCGCCUCGCCUCCAUCGACACGACCAACUGCCCCGUUUACAUGCUCACAGGCUCGUACGACUACGCCACGACGCCCUCCGAGGCCCAAGCCACGGCCGACAAGAUCCCCGGGGCCAAGCACAAGGUCAUGGAGGGGUUGGGCCAUUUCCCCAUGACGGAGAGGCCCGGAGCUUUCAAGGGGUAUUUGAUGGAGGCUGUGGAGUUUAUCCAGGCGGUGAGGAGGGAGGGGUUGGGGAAUUUGAGGUUGGAGAGGGAGGAGUAGGGUCGAUGGAAAGCCGGUGGGGGCGAGUGAGUGAAUGAGUGGGUGAUGUAGUUGAUGGUGUAGUACGGGACAAUCUGGCUGUGUGCUUUGUGCUGUGUUGGGGUGUAGUGGCAAUUUGUACUAGGUAUUGAAGGUUGGACAAACUUGGUGUGGGUGGGGACUGACUGGCUGGCCGGACGGUUUUCAUGAACACUAUCCCUCUAGUUCAAAGGAGUUUAUGGGUUUUGUAAGUAGUUUGAUUCGUAACACCAUAAAAUUCCAGGCAUCUUGUAGUUCCGACCUACCUAGAUACCACCAUCUCUAUUC
Molecule: messenger RNA, 2096 nt
Organism: Westerdykella ornata
Lineage: Eukaryota; Fungi; Ascomycota; Dothideomycetes; Pleosporales; Sporormiaceae
Product: alpha/beta-hydrolase
Exons: 5
Coding region: 438-1790 (450 amino acids)
Source: RefSeq, a predicted model, not a curated record